UUUGAUUAAAUCUUGUACCGUUUUGAAAUAUCGAAGCCAUAGGAUAUAUAUGAUCACAAAUUUACUUAUACAUAUACACACAGAGAGAGAGAGGGGUCGAAGUCGAACAAUACCAGGAAAAAAAAUCCCAUCAAGACAACAUAUUUUUCUUCGUUUUUGCAGCUGGUUUCAAGAAUAUGCCAAUAUUGGACCUCAAAAUUUGAAUCUUGAAGGCCCAUUUGUCAUAUACAAAGGGGGAAAAAAUGAAGUGUUUUUAUUAUUUCAAGGAAAAAGCAAGCAACAGAGUGCAAAAAUCAGCUCCAAUUCUAAGCCAACAGAGCCAGUCUAAUAUAUCAGAGGCUGAAAGGGUCACAAAAUCGAAUUGUUCAGCUGCUUCGCCUUGCAGCAUACCUGAAUUAUACGAGGAAAAAGCUCAUAAUUUGAGAGUUUUUACGUUUUCCGAGUUAAAACAGGCAACCGAUAAUUUUAGCAGGUUCCUUAAAAUUGGUGAAGGUGGGUUUGGAUGUGUUUACAAGGGAACGAUUAAGCCGGUUGAUGAAAAGGGUGAAUCUCUUGUUGUGGCUGUUAAGAAAUUGAGCAGAAAUGGUUAUCAGGGACACAAACAGUGGCUAUCUGAAGUUCAGUUUCUAGGCAUAGUCGAGCAUCCGAAUCUUGUCAAGCUAAUCGGGUAUUGCGCGGUGGAUGGGGAAAGGGGUAUACAGAGGCUACUCGUUUAUGAGUAUAUGCCUAAUAAAAGUUUGGAGGAUCAUCUUAACAAGGCAUUUCCUGUUUUAUCAUGGGAUUGUAGAUUGCAGAUAGUUCUUGGGGCUGCUCGGGGCUUAGCUUAUCUCCAUGAAGAGCUACAAGUUCAGGUCAUAUAUCGAGAUUUCAAGUCGUCCAAUGUGCUGUUGGAUGACGAUUUCCAGCCUAAGCUCUCGGAUUUUGGGCUUGCCCGUGAGGGCCCCACAACUGGCCAUACCCACGUCUCGACCGCGGUCGUCGGGACACAAGGAUACGCGGCCCCCGACUACGUAGAGACGGGACACCUCACCUCGAAGAGCGACGUGUGGAGCUUCGGCGUGGUCCUUUACGAGAUCCUAACCGGGAGACGGUCCCUCGAUCGCGACCGGCCGAGACACGAGCGGAAGCUUCUAGAUUGGGUCCGCGGCCAGAGGUUCAACACGAUUAUGGACCCGAGGCUUGAGGGUCGGUACUCACCGGGCGGGGCCCGCAGGGUUGCCAGGCUGGCCGACAGCUGCCUGGCGAGGAGCGCCCGUGACCGGCCCAAGAUGAGCACAGUAGUCGAGACUCUAAGUGAGAUAAUAAUCAACCUCUCGACGGCGACCAAUGAGAGCGACGAGGGUGAAAAGACGGAAAUGCCCUCCGAGAGGGUCGGGCCCGUGGAGUCGGCCCGGAGGAGGAUGGCUCACCUGGCGAAGAUUGGCGAGCGCAUUGACGGGGUCAACCGGAGGAAGUUCAUGUUUAGGGUGACUUAGAAUGUGAGGUUUGGAAGGUAGGUUUUGGAGCUUUGGGUGUAAGAAUGGUGAAAAGAGGCAGUGUUUGGUGCAGAUUUUGUGAGAACAAUUAUAGUGAGAGUUAAAAAAAAUGUCAUCCUUUUUUGUUCAACUGUUUAGAGCAUGCUUGAUACAAAUUCA
Messenger RNA from Striga asiatica, 1634 nucleotides. Lineage: Eukaryota; Viridiplantae; Streptophyta; Magnoliopsida; Lamiales; Orobanchaceae. The record is from the annotation of a GenBank genome assembly.